This is a messenger RNA of Pistacia vera, 2526 nucleotides long. RefSeq names its product pentatricopeptide repeat-containing protein At5g46460, mitochondrial-like. Gene Ontology annotation, biological process: RNA modification. The transcript has a single exon. NCBI's taxonomy places the organism in Eukaryota, Viridiplantae, Streptophyta, Magnoliopsida, Sapindales, Anacardiaceae. The record is from RefSeq and is a predicted model, not a curated record. The coding region runs from base 11 to 2089 and encodes 692 amino acids. Gene Ontology annotation, molecular function: RNA binding; zinc ion binding; protein binding.
CUCCAUCUCCAUGUCAACAUGUCGCGCCAUAUUUCAGAAUUUCAAAAUUUUCUCCAAACCCGUUAUGGGUUUAAUGAAUUACACCAAUCAAAGCGUUCCAUCUUACAAAUUUUUACUCCAAAAUCACAUAAGAAACCGAAGAUUAGACCUUGCUCGCAAGCUUUUUGAUGAAAUCCCAUCACCUAGUACUCAUUUAUGCACUAUAAUGAUCACUGGUUACACUCAAAACAAUAGACUUGAUGAUGCAUUGACCCUUUUUGACAAAAUGAGCUUUAGAGACAUGAUUUCUUGGAACACAAUGGUUAAAGGGUGUUUAGAUUGUGGCGAUUUAGCUAUGGCUACAAAGAUGUUCGAUAAAAUGCGUGAUAGAAGUGUUGUUUCUUGGACAACCAUGAUUAAUGGGUAUUUACAGUUUGGACAUGUUGAUAAGGCUGAGAGGUUGUUUUAUGAGAUGCCUGUAAGAGAUGUGGCGGCAUCGAAUUCGAUGAUUCAUGGGUAUUGUUGUAAUGGUAGAGUUGAGGAUGCUUUAAGGUUGUUUGAGGAGACUCCUUGUAGGAAUGUGAUUUCGUGGACUUCGAUGAUUAGUGGGCUUGAUAGCAAUGGGAGGCAUGAUGAGUCUUUGUUUCUUUUUAAGAAGAUGGUGGGUUCUGGUAUUGUUCCCACUUCAAACACAUUUGCUUGUAUUUUGACGGCUUGUGCUAAUGUGUUGGAUGUAUGUUUAGGGGUGCAGGUUCAUGGUAAUGUUAUUAAGAUUGGGUUUUGUUUUGAUGAGUUUAUAUGUGCUUCGCUUAUUAUGUUGUAUGCAAACUGCAAGCAAAUAGAGGAUGCUUACAACAUUUUUAAUGAAAAAUUGCAUAUGAAUGUGGUGGUAUGGACAGCUCUUUUGACGGGGAGUGGUUUCAAUGGUAAGCAUGAGAAAGCAUUGACGAUUUUUUCUGACAUGAUUAUCAUGGGCAUACUUCCAAAUCAAACUACAUUCACUAGUGUCUUGAAUUCAUGUUGGAAACUAGAGGCUAUUGACCGGGGUAAAGAGAUCCACAUGUUGGCAAUAAAACUAGGUUUGGAAAAUGAUGUCUUUGUGGGUAAUUCUCUUACCGUCAUGUAUUGUGAAUGUGGAAAUGUAAAUGAUGCUGUGGCUGUAUUUACGAAAAUUGGUGAGAAGAAUAUUGUCUCUUGGAACUCAAUGAUUGUUGGAAGUGCAAAACAUGGAUGUGGUCAGUUGACUUUAACACUCUUUAAACAAAUGAUAUGUGCAGGGGUAGAUGCAGAUGAAAUUACAUUCACUGGCUUGCUUUCUGCUUGCAGCCGUUCUGGGAUGUUACAGAAGGGGAAAUCCUUUUUUGAGUAUUUUAGUAGAUAUAAAUCCAACAAGAUGAGGCCUCAGCACUAUGUUUGUAUGGUAGAUAUCUUGGGCAGAUUUGGGAAAUUAGAAGAAGCAGAGGAGUUAAUUAGGAAUAUGCCUAUGGAAGCAAAUUCUUCGAUAUGGCUAGCUUUACUUAGUGCUUGUAGGAUGCAUUCCAAUUUGGAAAUGGCUGAAAGAGCUGCAAAAUGCAUUCUUGAUCUAGAGCCUCACUGCAGUGCCGCUUAUGUUUUAUUGUGCAAUAUUUAUGCUUCAGCUGGUAAAUGGAGUGACGUCUCACAAUUCAGGCUGAAGAUGAAACAAGAGGGUAUCGUAAAACAACCAGGAUGCAGUUGGGUAAACUUAAAGGGAGUGAGGCAUGAGUUUCUUUCUGGUGAUAGGUCACACCCUCUCAGUGAAAAAAUAUAUCAAAAGCUGGACUGGUUAGGAGGAAAGUUAAAGGAAUUUGGCUAUACUCCGGACAAAAGGUUUUCUCUGCAUGAUGUUGAGAAUGAACAGAAGGAAGAGAUGUUGUCUUACCAUAGUGAAAGGCUUGCUAUUGCAUUUGCAUUGGUAAGUACUGUGGAGUGUAGUACUAUAACAGUGAUGAAAAAUCUUCGUGUAUGUGGGGAUUGCCAUUCUGCGAUUAAGCUUAUAGCAAAGAUCGCAGGACGUGAGAUUGUCCUAAGAGAUUCUAGCCGUUUUCACCACUUUAGAAAUGGCACUUGUUCUUGUGGGGAUUAUUGGUAGCACUAACAGGAGCAGACAAUGUUUGCUGGCAUAUAUAGAUCAAAGUGGAGAAAAAACUGCUAAAGUUGAAAAAAGAGAUUUCUGGUUCUAUAUAUAUAGAUCAAAGAGAACCAUUUUUUCACAUUCCUAGUUUGGACUAGUAAAAAAAUUAGGGAGGGAGACUAAAUUCUCGAAGGUAAAUUCAGUGUCAACUAAAGGGCUUUCUCAUUCCCUCUGUGUAUCUCAAGAGGGCUAUUCACUUUCUACAAUAACAGUUUAUCAUCUGAAACUUUCAAUAGUAACAUUCUUAUUUUGUGUUUUCCUUACAUGUAUUUCUCUAUGAGUAAUGCUUACAUAUAAGAAAUGUUAUAUUUCAAAGAGCCAUUGUCCUGUAUUACAAUGGAUGACAAGAAACUAAAGCAUGCUUUUAAGCACCGUUUCGCCACUCUAUCGACCAU